UAUAUAUAUAUGUAGUAGUGCAAUAGUUUUUUGAUUCCAAUCCAUUCUUAUAUUUAUUUAAUUAAUAUAACAUUUUCUCUUGGUGUGUGACUAAAAUCAAACACAGUUCCAAACAUACAUUUUGCAAAUUUACUAGUAAUUGAAUUAAAAAUCAAAUCUAAAAAACAUACAUAAGCAGACUAGUGAAAAACUAAACAUUUCUGGGUCAUGCUUAUAUUUCAAUUUUUGUUUCUGUUGACCUGAAGAACAAAUCUCCCAAAAUUUUCCGAUGGAUUUGGUAAAAUAACUUAAUUUUACUUUUAAAAAGAAAUAAACCCGUGAGGGGUCCCCUUGUUAGAUGCCAUCUAACAAAAUAGUAGCUCUGAAGAAAUUGUUUUUAUUUUCUAAUUUAGCCUCCUGAAUCUUAGCAAGUGCCUCAUAGGCUAUAUAACACGUGUUUUCACUGUGGUUGUGAUAUGAUUCAUGCGUAGGCAGUGGAGGGGGGAGGGGUGGAAGCGCGCGCCGCAUACUCUGUUAGUUGCCAUCUCGACACGGGACCAUUCACGUUGGCGCAUUAGUUAGGCGACAUCUAUACACGGGACUGAUCGCGUUAGCGUUUUGUAUGCUUAGUUCGCGUUUCUUAUGAACAAAGUUUUUAGUCUUUUAUUGUUAUUUGAGUGUCUAAGUGAAACAUUUUAGCGUAGAAUUAAUUUCAAGUGUCACUUAGUGUGGUGUUAUGCAGUUUAGCAUUGGAAAACUUCAAGAUGUCUAAGAUUCAAGAUCAUCUUAUUCUUAGUUGGAUUGAAGAGGAUGAAGAGACUUUUCCUAAUCUUGGUAGUGAUAGUGAACAAGAUGCUCCUUCAGAGCAUUCACUCCACGAUUCGAACACUGAACAGUCUGGUGAAAGUGACGGGGAUCUAGAGGAUGCAAAUGUAAGCUUUACAAAUCUGGAUGCUCCAUCAACGUCUGCUAUGGACAUAGCGGUGCACGAACCUGUAGCUCAGCCAGUAAGGGAGCCUGGACCUAUCCAAGUGCAGAGUAGGAGACAACAUCCCGGUCCAGUGUAUGUAGGUAAGGAUACUUUCACAAAAUGGUACAUUCAUAAAUCUGAUGCUAGAAGAACGAAAACUUCUCAACAGAAUAUUAUAAAAAAAUUGCCAGGUGUAAAAGGCGCUGCUAAGAACAGUAGAACUAUCUUUGAUUCAUGGAAACUUUUCUUCCCAGAUCAAAUGAUUCAGAACAUUGUCAACUUUACCAAUGACGAGUUGGAUGAUAUCUCCUCAAACUAUGCUCGUGACAAACAAGAUUGUCCUAAUACUAAUGUUGAUGAAUUGCUAUCAUUUUUUGGGGUUCUUUAUAUGUUAGGAGUAAAAAAAGGAAACCACCUAAACACUAGUGAAAUGUGGGUCAAUGAUGGAACUGCCCCUGACUUUUUCAAAGCAGUCAUGUCUCAAAAAAGAUUCCAUCAGCUUGUAAGAGCAAUCAGAUUUGAUGACAAUAGAACCAGGGAGGAACGUAAAAAAAUUGACAACUUGGCUGCAUUUAGGGAUGUAUUCGAAACUUUUGUCAGUUUGUGUAAGGAACACUACACUCCAGGAGAGUACGUUACUAUUGAUGAGAUGCUGGAGGCAUUUCGGGGAAGAUGUAAGUUCAGACAAUACCUGAGCAAUAAACCAGACAAGUAUGGUAUAAAAAUUUAUGCAAUGUCGGACGCUCGAACAUUCUAUGUGUUGAACAUGGAAAUUUAUCCGGGCAAACAGCCCCCGGGCCCUUAUGCGUAUGACAACUCAGCAAGUAGCGUGGUUUUGAGACUAAUGGAACCUAUCGACAGAACAGGAAGGAACAUUACGAUGGAUAAUUACUAUACCUCUGUUCCCCUUGCCAAUGAGUUGUUCAUGCAUCAUAGAACCACUAUAGUAGGGACUAUAAAAAAAAAUAAGCGAGAGAUCCCAGAUUCAUUUAAAGAUGUCAACGGUAGACCAGUAGGCAGCAGCAUGUUUGCUUUUGGCUGUGACCCGAAUAGAGCCACAUUAGUCUCUUAUGUCCCGAAAAAAGGGAAAAAUGUUUUGAUGUUGUCGACAUUUCAUGAUGAUGACUCUAUUGAUCCCGAUUCUGAGGCUAACAAACCAGAGGUCAUUACUUUUUAUAACAUGACCAAAGGUGGGAUCGAUGUUGUAGACAGAAAGAAAAAGGACUACUCUGUAAAACGUAUUAGUAACAGGUGGCCUUUGACGAUUUUUUGUGGACUCCUGAAUCUGGCAACUAUAAAUGGUCAGAUUAUCUACAACCUGAAUACAAAAGACACCAUGCAGAGGAGGACUUUCAUAACGAGCCUUGCGAGGGACCUAGUAAAGCCGCAUAUUCUACAUAGAGCUUCUAUUCAGACCCUCUCACUCCCGUUGAGGACCAGCAUCAGGGCUGUCGCCGGUGUAGAACUUCCUGAGCCAAACCCCCCACCAGUUGUCGAGGGACGAAAACCAAGGUGUCACUACUGCCCUGUCAGGAAAAACAGGUUUACUCCAUACAAAUGCUCAGCUUGUAAAAGAUCCGUAUGCAAGGAGCACACUGCCAAAACAAGCUAUUGGUGCCACAACUGUGCAGCAGAAGGGAACUAGAUCUAAGUUUUUGUUUCUUGUAUUAGUUUCCACUUCACAUGCAUUAUUUUUACAUUAUCAAUUUAAUUUAGAAUGUCUUAAGUAAUAAAAAACAUUUCCUUAGUAACUGAAAAAAAUUAUUUCAACCUUCUGCAUGUGUAAGUGAAUGGGGAUAAAUUAAUAAAAUUAAAAAAAUCCAAUAGUUAGUAAUUAUUUUUGUUAUUAAUUUUUUUUAAUUGCCUGACACUUGUAAAAUACAAAUUAACUUAUCAGGAAACAGGUACAAAUUGCAUUAUAAGUGCAAGUUAAGAUUUAAAAGCAAUAGAGAGCAAAUAGCAAUAAAAAACGCAAUGUUAGAUGGCAGCUAUACAGGUGACCUACUACGUAAGUGGAAUAUACGGGACUCCUCACGGGUUAAACUUAAGGAGUUUUUAACUGCUGCUGAUUUUCAAUACCAUUCGGAACACUGCGUUUGUAACCCAUUUGCAAACUCUGAUGUUAAAAGAUAUGCACAUCAGGUCACAUCUGAUGUUUUCUAAAUAUUAAUAAACAAAAUAAUCAAAAUGGAGGAAUAUUUUAUUAAAUUAUUGAAUAUUGU
Messenger RNA from Homalodisca vitripennis (glassy-winged sharpshooter), 3171 nucleotides. Its product is annotated as piggyBac transposable element-derived protein 1-like. NCBI's taxonomy places the organism in Eukaryota, Metazoa, Arthropoda, Insecta, Hemiptera, Cicadellidae. Bases 744 to 2594 code for a protein of 616 amino acids. The transcript has 2 exons. The record is from RefSeq and is a predicted model, not a curated record.